AAGGAGUCGUUCUCGUCCUCGUCCUCGUCGAUACCGACGCCUUUGCAGCGCAGUGUCAGGGAUAUGGACAUGGAUAGUCCGGACAUUUGUGAAACCCCAACGCAGGGGGAUGAGGAGGAUUUUUGUUUUCGAUAUCCUAGCUAUAUGUUUCCGGAUGUGGAGUAUGAUAAUUUGGAAGUUCCGCUUCCGUUUAAGGCCAGCCCGGAUUCACUUUUCAAUCUCUGCGCUGCCGUAGUGGAUUCUCAAGCCCGUUCUGAGGUUUUCAAGUGGAGUAUUAACGAUGUUGCCGAUUGGUUACGCAAUUUUGGAUACCCCGAGUAUGAGCAAACCUUUCGCGAGAACUAUAUCGAUGGGCAUAAGCUCCUAAACUUGGACGCUGUCUCCCUAGUGGCCCUCAAUGUUCGCAAUUUCGAGCACAUCCGGCACCUAGGCAGAGGUAUCCGGGCCCUUUAUCGCAAGGAGUUACAAACGGCCACGGAGACGAAGCAGCAGAGCGAGAUCUACAAGACAUUCCGGGCUCGUACGGGACGUGGAUACGAAGGAAUUCGGGAAACGGAACUUUUGGGCCGGAUGCACAUGAUUAGGUCCGUUUUCCGAGAUGUCAAUGACUGGGAUCUCAUGGAGCUGCACAUGUCCCGGGCGCCAGUGAGACGCUACCGUGAGGUUAUAGCUGGAUCCCGACGAUAUAAUUUGUAUGGUCCUUCGACGGCGCGCAGGGAGCCAAUUAUAACCGAUGAUGUAGACGCCUCUCCGUGGUUUGAUUUUGGGGAUUGUUAUUAAUUGUUGUUGUGGAAACUGAAGUAGUUUUUUAAGAGGUUUA
Molecule: messenger RNA, 820 nt
Organism: Drosophila bipectinata
Lineage: Eukaryota; Metazoa; Arthropoda; Insecta; Diptera; Drosophilidae
Molecular function (GO): protein binding
Source: RefSeq, a predicted model, not a curated record